GGAGAACUUCGAGGCAAGACUGUGGCUGCUAUUGCGAAAUCGCCGGGCCGAAUCGCAGCUGUUGCCUCGGAUAUACGCCGCUACCAGCACUACAUGGGAGGAGCAUGGACACGAGACGGCGACUACAUGUGUUUGAAAAAGAACUCUAGCGUGUGGAAUACGAUUGUCAAGAAGGCCAUAGAAAAAAACGAGAAAUUUAAGGCACAUGCCAAGGAUGUAGAGUUUACGGAGAUUCAUCUGACGGCCAAUCAAAGCGCCAUGAAAAGCACUGGGACGAGCGAAUUUGGUCUGCAUUUUACGGGUACUUUUAGUUGGGCCCAACAAAUCGGAAAAACAUCGAAGCACCGUUUGGAGAAGAUGCACUGCCACUACCAAGCUGAUAAAAUGUUACACAACCAAACUGGGCGACCCGCCGAUCCCAAUCAUGGAAACAAUAUCAUCGUCUACAGCCCACUUCACAGCGGCGCCAAACUAACGGCAAACCAAUGGCAGUUCCACACAGACCUCUACCACAGUAACAACGACAAGGCACAAUUUCACAGAGAGAUCUUGCAGCAGGCACGAAUUCACUUCUAUCACGCCGCGAAACAGGCAUAUCUCGGAAGCAGCGCUCGUUUCCAGCCAAAUUACGGCCCUGACGGCCGCAAUCCCGGUAGUAACGACGUUGUCGGAUUUUCUCCAAAUAGCACGAUUGCCAAAGAUGCCGCACUCCUGCUUUCGUCCACGCCCGAGAAUUACCUGACUAGAGCCAAAGGUGCAAUUCACUACUUAAUAUCGAAAACACCUCAAGCGCAAAAUAUUACAUGUCCUUGCGGCAAAUUCUGGCAGGCAAUUCAGAUAGAUCGAGAAAAGGAUCGGCAAAAUAAGUGAAGACAUCGAAGGAGUGGGCCAACAUGUCGGACGUGGCUUGUUGAACAACUGCCGCUCCAAGGGUGCAGAAUGUGGAAAAAUUUAGAGCAGGUAGCACGGCUUGUGGCCCGCUUGAAUAGUGAUGUAAUGCGUAGGAGUUAUGAAUAUCAAUUUUGCAAUUUUUUUUUGCUUUUUUCUUCGCAGCGGAAGCUGCGUCUUCGCCAGCGUGGAUCAACUCUUGACAAUCCAUUGUGUUGACGAAGUAGUAUCAAAGACCCUUGUCCAUUUUGGAAAGUUUUGGCCUCCUGAAACCGCCAAAAAAGAAAGAUUUUUCGUAACUCAAACAGGAGUCAUAAUAAAUGCGCCCACGAGGUGUGGUCUGAUACAGAACUACUGACCAAUCAGCAAGCGGUGGAACUUGUGGAGAAUCUUCUCUGACAACUUCCUGGACAACUAGAAACGACAUGGCAGAAUUGUCCAGAAAACUGAAAACAAUUAUCUAUAGACUACAAUUUUGAUUUUACGUUGCAACAUAUACUAAGUGAAAGAACUCUGCCGGGCGCGAGG
Messenger RNA from Amoebophrya sp. A120, 1416 nucleotides. The record is from the annotation of a GenBank genome assembly. Lineage: Eukaryota; Dinophyceae; Syndiniales; Amoebophryaceae.